AUGGUCUGCGAGCCGGCGGACUUGUCCAACGCGGAGAUUUCAACACAGGUGUUGCAGAACGGCGCCGUGGUCGCGUCCUCCGACAGCCUCGGCCAGCUGAUAGCCGAGAUCGACCCGGGCACCUACGAGGUGAAGCUGCAGCCCAAGGCGCCCGCACCCUUCCUCGUGACGGUGGGCUUGGCCACGGAGUCGCGGCUCAAGGAGGACCCCGCCGCCGCGGGCAGAGCCCCUCGCUGCGGCCAUUGGCUGCCUUUCGGCAGCCCCUCCGCGGCCCUCGGCGGACUGGGCGCUCGCCGACUCCCGGCGCGCCUGCGCCGACGAGGUGCCCGCCCUCGCCGAGGGCAUGUCCUUCCCGCCGACCGGCUGGUCCAUCGGCCCCGUGGUGGUGCGCCUGUCGGAGCAUUUCCACGUGCGCGAGGGGGUCCUCUCCAAGAUCCCGAUCCAGGUGACCAGCCCGUCCAUUCUGUACAUCGAGCACACGGUCGGCGGCGAGCGGGCAGCACCACGGCCGCACUGCGGCCGCACGGCCGCCACGAUCGCGUCGGAGAAGUUGCCGCAGAAGGUGGAGGCCGGCGGGCUGCGGCGGGUCUUCGACGUGCAGUACCCCGACGGGGAGGCGCCCGCGGCGGGCUGGCCGCUGGUGCUCUCCUUCCACGGGCUCGCCGCCACCGCGGGGGAGAUGGCCGAGCACGACAGGCUGCGCAGCUACGGGAGGAGGUCCGCGGUGGUCGUGCACCCCGAGGGCUGGCCCAUGGGGCAGUACGGCCUGUGGCAGUCGUGGCACUCUGCGGGCAGUGCGGGGGCCAACGCGGACGGCGGCGAGGACGGGAGGACCUGCGAGCCAGACAGGGUCGACCGCAGGUGGAGCCAGACGGUGUGCUACCCCUCGUGCGAGCAGAAGGGCCACUGCAACAGCUCGACGGACUGGCCCGACCGAUGCAGGUGGAGCCACUGCGGCGACGACGUCGCGUUCGUCCUGCAGGUCUUGGAGGCCCUGGGAAAUCGGACGAGGGUGGACGCCACUCGGAUCUUCGCGACCGGCUACUCGAACGGAGGGAUGCUGGCGUACGAGCUCGCCUCGGACCCGCGGUCUGCCGGCGCCUUCUCUGCCAUCGCGCCCGUGUCCGCCCUGCCCCACAACGGCUUCAACAGGGGGACGCCCAACCGAAAAUGCGCUGCCUCAACAUCGAGGGCACGAGGGACGGCCAGGUCUAUCCGUUCGCGAACGUGCCGUCGCACCCCACGAGGUCCUACGGUGCGAACGGCGGGUUCUACUUCAGCAGCCUGGACAACACCAGCCGCCUGUGGGCCUUGCAGAAGGGCCUGCUGCCGUGGCAGCCCAUCAGGCCGCUGGCCGCCCGGCACGGCCUCCGGCUGGAGUGCCACGGCUGGAGCCGGGACGGCAGCGCGGAGCGGGCCGAGGACAACUCGCUUGGCCUUGGGACGCAGAGGGACCUUGGGAGUAUGACGUGGGUCGCUGGUUAUGUGACCCAAGGUCAUCUGAUUUGGAAUGAACGGGUGAUCAGCUACGAUGUGGCCAUCUCGCAGGAUCUCAGGGUCUUGCGCGCAGCCGACGAGGUGGCCCACUGCCUCUACGAGGGGCCGCACGCGGCGCCGCCGCCGAGCGCCAGCAGGCUCAUCUGGAAGUUCUUCGGGCUGGGCGACGGCCCGCCCCGCCGCGAGCUGUGUGGGCGAAACUGCCACCCGCCCAAGUUCAGUGUCCACUUCGAUCGGGAUCCGACGCGGCCCGAUGCCUGCAUCCUGGCGCAGUCGAUCUCCGACUCCGCGGGCGGCGCGAGCAAGUCGCUGGCCGAGGCUCUGCUGGGGGAGGGCUACGCCUACGCCUGCUCGCGCGACGGCAAGGACGCCAACGCCAUCUUCUGGGACCGCGGCCGUUGGGAGCUCGUCGAGUCUUCGCAGGUCGGCGCGGCCGUGGCGGUGGUCCUGCGCCCCUUCGAGGACCUCUCGGCGAGGCUCCGGGCCGUGUGCCUGCGCCCAGAUGUGCCCUGCCGCGGCGCGCCGUGCCUCCAGGGGCUCUUCGGCGGGGCGGGCGGGCGGCGGGGCCCGCUGGUGGCCUGCGCGGACCUGCAGCUGCUGGGCGGGGCCGAGUGCGCCUCGGUGGCGGAGGAGCUCGCCUACAUGUCCUCCGUGGCGCAAGAGGUCCUGGGCGAGGAGAUCCUCUGUCCGAUGCUGGCGCCGACGCCCUCUUCCGGAAUUCCGAAGCCGCUCCUCUCCAACUCGAGCGGCCUCAACAGGCUCUGCAGCCCAGAUGCCAUGCUGUUCGAGGGCAUGGCGCCGGUCGCGGUCCUCUCGGGGCACACGGAGGGGUACCUGGCGACCCUGCCCGCCGAGGAGGUCGUGCAGCAGUUCCCGGCCUGCCGCAUGCCCCUCGUGGCAGCCUACAAUCCGGCUGGCCGAGAGCCCCGCGUCGGCAGCCGGCCAGAAGGAGCUCUUCCGCAUCUGAGGGUGGCGCUGGUGAGUCCUUCGCUUGCCGCCGUGGGAGCGCACCAACUAGACGUCUACAGCGUUGGCGCCCUCCUGCGCACGUCGGUGUCUUCGCCUAGGACGCUCUGGGGUCUUUGCGCCUGAGGUGGGGCCGCUCCCGGCAAGGGCCGAGAGCCGACCGAUACCAAAAUUGCACUGUGUCGUCUCGGGGGCUGACGCUGGUGGCCUAGGCCUCCUAGAUGGGAUCCCAGCAGGUCGGAGGACCGCACCGCAUCGCGGUCUGGUCCGGCGAUGGGCGCUGGGACCCAGAUGGAAUAUGCGAUCCACAGUCAGGUGACUUAUGUUGGUAGUGGGCUU
Molecule: messenger RNA, 2802 nt
Organism: Prorocentrum cordatum
Lineage: Eukaryota; Dinophyceae; Prorocentrales; Prorocentraceae
Source: the annotation of a GenBank genome assembly